This is a messenger RNA of Oncorhynchus masou masou (cherry salmon), 2712 nucleotides long. RefSeq names its product ADP-ribosylhydrolase ARH1-like. Bases 92 to 1315 code for a protein of 407 amino acids. NCBI's taxonomy places the organism in Eukaryota, Metazoa, Chordata, Actinopteri, Salmoniformes, Salmonidae. The transcript has 4 exons. The record is from RefSeq and is a predicted model, not a curated record.
UACUGAGGAGUUGGCAACAUUGCCCAGGAAGUGUUUGUCAUUUUUUUUAAGGAAGUGCUUUUCAUGGCUCGUGGUUUAAUUGUUUCCUUGUAUGGAGCUGAGCGGGAUUGGAUUCUACAUAAUCGAAACUACACAAUCCCAGGAAGGGAACCGAACCUCAAGGUCUGCCUAUCAACCACCAGCACAAGAAGUGAUUGAACACCAACCAGAUCUCACCAUGUCAGACACGGUCCCCCUGGAACAGAGGUACAAGGCCAGCAUGGUCCUGAGUGGAGCAGGAGAUGCCCUGGGCUACAACCAUGGUACCUGGGAAUUUGAAAAUGAUGGCGUGUUAAUACAUGAGCAAGUUCAGAAGAGAGGAGGUCUAGAGAAGCUGGAUGCCAUAGACUUCCCUGUUAGUGAUGACACCGUCAUGCACCUGGCUACAGCUGAGGCUCUGGUCAAGGUGGGGGAAGGGGCAUCCCUUCCUGAGCUGUAUCGAGUCCUGGUGGAGAAGUACAUUGUAAGCAUGACAGACAUGGCUGGAAGAGGAGCAGGCCUCACCUGCCUCAACAGUGUUGCAAGGCACAGACAGAGAACUGACGAGGACAUUACGAUUCCCUUCAACAAGAGGGGCGGAGGGUGUGGGGCAGCCAUGAGGGCCAUGUGUAUCGGCCUGCGCUUCCCCGACCCUGAGCAGGAGCACCUGCUGAUAGCAGUAAGUGUGGAGAGUGGGCGUCUGACCCACCACCACCCCACAGGCUACCUGGGAGCCCUGGCUACAGCCCUGUUCACGGCCUACGCAGUGAGGGGCACCCUGCCUGUGGAGGCCUGGGGACACAGACUCAUGGAGGUCCUGGUCAAAGCCAAGGAGUAUGUCAGGCUUUCGGGCAAUUGUGUGGAGCUGAACAUGGAGCACUGGGACUACUUUGGAAGUCAGUGGAAGUCCUAUUUAGAAAAGAGAGGCAUUCUGGAUGGAAAGAGCAAACCUCAGUUUCCAGAGUCCUACGGAGUGAAGGAGAGGGAGAGUUUCUAUAGGGCGGUGAGCUUCAAGGGUUGGGGUGGUGCCAGUGGGCAUGAUGCUCCCAUGAUAGCUUACGAUGCCCUCCUGAGGGCAGGCGACUCCUGGGUUGAGCUGGCCAAUCAUGGCUUCUUCCACGGCGGGGACAGCGACUCCACGGCCGUGAUCGCUGCUGCCUGGUGGGGCGCACUGUUCGGCUUCAGAGGGGUGCCAGAGAUCAACUACCAGAGGCUUGAGUACCGUGGCAGACUAUCCAAACUAGGGGAACAGCUAUACAAGCUCAGGGGGAAACCUCUAGGUUCUUUGAAAGUGUGAUGCAAAUUAAACCAAUAGAUGGUUAAAGGUGAAAUUCAUUACAUUUCCUGCAUAUCUGUAAUUUCAGCUACUUAAACUUUUUUUGACAUUAAUUUUGCAUCCCUUGGUUCUUAAACAUAUUUUUAAAGAAUAUUACUGGAUCUGGAAAGAUUUAUAGAGUAUUUAUGAUCUCAAACUGCAGUCUACCUACUGACUAGGAGAUGGAGCCAGAAUGUUCUGUAUAAUAACAAACAUUUUCUGUAAUGGCAACAUUUUUUAUUUAUUUCCAGCCUAUAAUCAAGUCUUCACUAACAUACACUGAUGCUGCAGUUGUUGCUCUAUUAUUGUACCAUUUUAGCUAUGGCAGAAAACGGACUGUUUUACUUCUGAUUAGACUGAUGCUUAAUGAAGACUAAAUUAAGUCUACAAGUACAGUGGUGACCAGAGGGUGGCAGUGUAACUUAACAAAUCACUCUUGAAACUCUUUCCUGUCUCGCUCUCUCAAGUUCUUUAUUGGCAUGGAAAACAAAAACAAGUGAAAUGGAUCAUUAACAAAAGUGAAAUACUAACAAAUUAACAGUAAACAUUAAACAUGUUCCAAAAGAAUAAAGACAUUUUAAAUGUCUUAUGUCUAUAUACAAUGUUGUAACGAUGUACAAAAGGGUAUUUACAAUGGUGUUUGUUUUUCACUGGUUGUCCUUCUCUUGUGGCAAUGAGAUUGUUCUAGCAGUUCUCACAUAGGAACUUCAUUGGGAGGAAGGAUGUUUUAUUUGCCAUUCUAGGCCCUUUUUAGACCUAUUAAGACCACGAUCUGUGAACUGUACAUGAUACAGACACAUCUUGGUGUCAUUAUACUCUAUAUAGUGUUCUCUUAAAUAUUGAGUACUCUAUGUCUAGAUUCUGAAAUACAAAUGUUCACAUUCAUUUAUUCAACAUAAAAAAUAUGAGUAUCUCAACUAAAACUGUUUUUGCUUAUUAUUAGACAUUGUUUGUAAUGUAACAUUUCCAGAAUGGGCUCUCUGGUACUUUAAUGAAAUUAUCCAUUUGUAUACGUUUACAUUAUAGCUCAUUAACCAAUUACAGUCCCCCCCUUUAGGAUUUCACAUUCAGCAAGUCACCAGGAUAGGGAGUUCUCUUUGAAUCCAUUUUCCCAUCCAUUGUGUUGAUGCUGAUUGUAAAAUUGACCACACCUUCAAUUAGCAUAGAGUCCACUGGAAAGGUGAUGUACUUGUUGAGUGUAUUGUUCCAAACAAUAUGGUCUUAAAAUGAACGGUAAUACUUGACACCUAGUAUCAUAAUAUGACACUGUCAUGACUCAUAUUUACAGCUGUUGUGACAUAUAUUGCAUUAUUUUAUAGCUGGUUAUGACACCUACAUAAGUGUCAAACCCACAUUGAUUUAAAUGUGUUAUUUCCCUG